UUGCUCUGCUUAAUAGUUAACGAUGCAUACUGAGUACAAACCUGGUACGUAAACUACAGAAGAGAGAGGGUUGUAGCCUAUUUGUACCAUAAGAUUCCUCUAAAGAUAUCAGAAGAAUUGCAUAUCCCAAUGAAGUCCAUCAUCAACCUCCCCUUGUUACUGACUAUUCUUCAAGUCUGUUGUCAUCAUCUACCAGGACAUGAUGGUUUCCAAGAUGAUCAUGGAGAAAACAAUCCACAUGAGCAUCAGUACAGUCUUUCAAGAGAAGAGCAGGGAGAGAAAUCUCCAGACUAUCAUAAGAUAACUCCCAGUAAUACUGACUUUGCAUUCCGGUUCUACAGAAACAUUGCUUCAGAUCCAGAUGGCAACAACAUUUUUUUCUCUCCUCUCAGCAUCUCCACCGCUUUUGCUUUGUUGGCAUUAGGUGCCAAAUCUGAAACCCAUGACGAGAUUUAUAAAGGACUUUCUUUUGAUCUGCUGGAAAUUAAGGAGAAGGAGAUCCAUGAAGGGUUCCACCAGCUCCUUCAUGUGCUUAACCAACCAAAUAACAAAGCACAGGUGAAUUUAGGGAAUGGUUUAUUCAUAGAACCAUCACUGAAAUUCCUGCCAGCUUUUUUGGAGGAUGCCAAAAACGUGUAUGGUGCUGACGGUUUUUCUACCAACUUCAGCAGUCCCAGAGUGGCUAAAAAGCAAAUUAAUUAUUAUGUACAGAACAAAACAGAUGGGAAAAUAGCCUGUGCACUUGAUGAACUGGACGCAAGCACUGUCAUGGUUCUUGUAAAUUACAUAUUCUUCAAAGCUUACUGGGAAAACCCUUUUGAUACUCACUUUAUCAGGGAAAGAGACUUCUUUGUGGAUGCAAAUACUACUGUGAAAGUCAACAUGAUGCAUCGAAAAGGCUACUACAAAUUUAUCUAUGAUGGAGAUCUUUUUUCCUGGGUAGUGGAACUUCCUUACAAAGGAGAUGCUACAGCAUUCUUCAUUCUGCCAGAUGAGGGUAAACUUGAGCAUGUGGAAAGUGCUUUGGCAAAAGAACAUCUGAGCAAAUGGACACAAUCCUUUCGGCAUGAGAAUAUACGUCUAAUCAUCCCCAAAUUUUCAAUUUCUGCUACUUACGAUGUCAAGGACUUGUUGGAAAAAAUGGGCAUAACUGCUGUGUUUAAUGAUACUGCUGAUCUGUCUGGAAUUACUGGAGAACAGAAUCUGAAGGUUUCAAAGGUUAUUCAUAAGGCUGUGUUGGAUGUUAAUGAGAGUGGCACAGAGGCAGCAGCUGUCACCACUAUAGAGUUUAUGCUCCGUUCUGCUCAGCUUCAACCUCCGCUUACCAUCAGUUACAACAAACCGUUCCUGGUGAUAAUUGUUCAUCAAUCAACAGAGAGUAUCCUCUUCAUUGGGAAGAUUCUGGACCCUACCAAAAAAUAAAUAGCAAAAGAAAGUUAAACCUUAUUCAGGUGACUUUAAAAUUGCUCACUUUUUUUAGCAGCUAGCUCAGGCAUGGGCAACCUUCGGCCCUCCAGGUGUUUGGACUUCAACUCCCACAAUUCCUAACAGCCGGUAACUAGCUGCUACCACUCUGAACCUACUGUCGUCCCUUCCAACCUCUUAUGUGAUUAUUCUCAAAUGCAUCAUUAAACUGGUUUACCAUCCAA
Anolis sagrei ordinatus is the source of this 1649-nucleotide messenger RNA. Its product is annotated as alpha-1-antitrypsin-like. The record is from RefSeq and is a predicted model, not a curated record. Gene Ontology annotation, biological process: negative regulation of endopeptidase activity. Gene Ontology annotation, molecular function: serine-type endopeptidase inhibitor activity. Lineage: Eukaryota; Metazoa; Chordata; Lepidosauria; Squamata; Anolidae.